Messenger RNA from Calidris pugnax (ruff), 5244 nucleotides. RefSeq names its product microtubule associated serine/threonine kinase like (gene MASTL). The transcript is spliced from 12 exons. The record is from RefSeq and is a predicted model, not a curated record. Lineage: Eukaryota; Metazoa; Chordata; Aves; Charadriiformes; Scolopacidae. The coding region runs from base 30 to 2789 and encodes 919 amino acids. Gene Ontology annotation, biological process: peptidyl-serine phosphorylation; intracellular signal transduction. Gene Ontology annotation, cellular component: nucleus. Gene Ontology annotation, molecular function: ATP binding; protein serine/threonine kinase activity.
AGCGCGGGGCAGUAGGGCCGGGGCGCUAGAUGGGGACGAUGGAGCCGGCGGCUGAGGGGCGGCAGGAGGAGGAGGAAGAGGAGAAGAAGAGCGAGCAGGGCACUGCCGCCCCGACUGCCGGCCCCCGGCGCAUCGAGGUUCCCCGGCCCCCCUCCAUCGAGGAGUUCACCAUCGUGAAGCCCAUCAGCCGCGGCGCCUUCGGGAAGGUCUACCUGGGCCGCAAGGCGGGCAGGCUCUACGCCGUGAAGGUGAUGAAAAAAGCAGACAUGAUCAACAAAAACAUGGUUCACCAGGUCCAGGCAGAGAGGGAUGCGUUGGCUCUCAGUAAAAGUCCUUUCAUUGUGCACUUAUACUACUCGCUUCAGUCGGCUAGUAACAUCUACUUAGUGAUGGAGUACCUUAUUGGUGGAGAUGUCAAGUCUCUUCUUCAUAUUUAUGGAUAUUUUGAUGAAGAAAUGGCUGUUAAGUACAUUUCUGAAGCAGCAUUGGCUCUUGACUACCUUCACAGGCAUGGGAUAAUCCACAGGGAUCUGAAGCCAGACAACAUGCUAAUUUCUAAUCAGGGCCAUAUAAAGUUGACAGACUUUGGGCUUUCCAGAGUUACUCUGAACAGAGAGAUAAAUAUGAUAGAUAUCCUUACUACACCAUCAAUGGCAAAGCCAAAACAAGACUACUCACGUACUCCUGGACAAUUGUUGUCCCUCAUUAGUUCACUGGGCUUUUAUACUCCUGCUGGAAUGAAAAUGCCAGAGCGCAAUUCAAGUCAAUCAUCUGACAGUCUGCAUGGUCUGGCUUCUCCCUUACCUAUGGUCCAAAAGGAAAAUACCCCUCUUUCAGCUAAAUUAUUCAAAACCUAUCUUGAUACUUCUCAAUUAACUCCUGUGAUGCCAGCGAGAAGUUUAACUCCUACGGUACUUCAGUCAAGAAAAAGGUUUGGUACCUCCAGUGCCAGUAGUCAGUUGAACACAUACUUGUCCAGUAUGGAAUCAGAAUGCUGCAGCAGCCCCAGGUGGGAGAAAGAUGUAGAGCAAGGUGAAGAGGAACUAUGUUCCACAACAGGCAAACCAAGUGACAGUGGGUCAGCUCUCCUUUCGAAUGUAGAAUUGCUGAAUAGCAAAGGUAUUGAAGUUUUAAAGAGAAAAGAACUGGAGUCUGCCAUCUCUCCCAUCAGCAGCAACGAUUCUGGCAGUAGGCAGAAGUUGGAAAGUGAACAUCCUGAUAUAACAGAUACUCCUGUGACCACACUGGAUGUGAAAGGUUUAGUCAGAAAAUGUCUUUCAGAAAAUAAGAUUUGGGAAGAAAAACUCUUCACAAAUAGAAGAGAUACAACUAAUGAAACAGCAGAAGCCUCCAAUCAACAACACUCACCUUCAAGGCAGAAUGAACCUGUCAGGCCUAUCAAAGAGGAGGAAAUUUUUGAAAAGCCAGGUGUAAAAAGAAGCUUUGAAUUAGUUGACACUAGUCCUUGUCAGGAACUUAACUAUGUUAAAAAAACCAAUGCUGAAUAUAAACGUGGCUGUCAGAUCUCAGAAUUUCCAGCAAACAAAAGGACAGGUUUGACAACAGAAAUUCAGUCUUUAAUGCUUUGUGAUGAUGGAUGCCUAGGUGACACCUGUAAAAGCAAGGAAGUUGUUACGAGUUCUGUUGGUAACCAGCAAACAGCAGAAAAAUCACUUACUCCAAUUAUAGCCAAAAAUCUUAUGUGUUAUCUGGAUGCAGACUAUGAAAAGGAUGAUAAAAAGGAAUAUAUGAACUCAAGUUUUCUGGGCACUGACGAUGAAAAGCCUUUAGGAAUCCUCAGUGCAGAUUCUGACUUAUCAUUUCCUGAGAUGUCCGCUACAGAAAGCCAUUUAGAAAAGCAGCUUUUAGACUUGGACAAGAGUGUUAAAGACCUCUCCUUUGAGGAGCCAAAACCAGAAGGCAUGUUAAUGACAUCACCAGAGUCCCGAGAUGCCUCACAAAAUGGAGGGGAAGCGCAUACUGCCCAGGACAGCACACCAUUGCCUCAUGAAAAGGAUAAUGACCAAAAACACAUGAAAGAAACUGAUCUUGACACAGUAUCUUCUCCUUCAGAAAAAAUGAUGGAAGCGCUGAAUCUUUUUAAAAAAAAUGCUGUUGUUUUUCGGAGUUAUAAUAGUCCAAUUAAUGUAUCCAACGUGUCUGAGCCAUGUAGCAUGGCUUCCUUAGAUAUAAUGGAUCUUUCACCUGCUUGUAGUGGCUCUUACCCAACAGCUAUUACUCCAUUACAGAAAGGAAGACCUUAUAGGGUCUAUCAGACACCCCGUCAGGGAGAUGCUGGCACGCCGUAUAGGACUCCAAAGAGUGUAAGAAGAGGAGCUGCCCCAGUAGAAGGUGAACGCAUCCUAGGAACCCCAGACUACCUGGCACCUGAGCUGCUUUUGACAAAGCCUCAUGGUUCUGCUGUAGACUGGUGGGCCCUUGGAGUUUGUCUGUUUGAGUUUCUAACUGGAAUUCCACCUUUUAAUGAUGAAACACCAGCACAAGUCUUCCAAAAUAUUUUGAAAAGAGAUAUUCCUUGGCCUGAGGGUGAAGAAAAGCUGUCUGAUAAUGCCCAAAAUGCCAUAGAUAUUCUUCUGACAAUUGACAGUACUAAGAGAGCUGGACUGAAGGAACUGAAACAUCACCCCCUCUUUCAUGGUGUGGACUGGGAUAACCUACAGAACCAAACCAUGCCCUUUAUACCUCAGCCGGAUGAUGAAACCGAUACCUCUUACUUCGAAGCAAGGAAUAAUGCUCAGCACCUGACUGUGUCUGGAUUUAGCUUAUAGCAUCAAGAUAAGUGAACUUUUUCCAUGUCUGUGCACACUUACAGGUGACUCUAUAACACUAGUUUGGUCUUAACUAAGUUUCCUUGCCAUGUUUAGAGUGUGUUUUAAGUUAUUGGUCUGUUUUUAUUAUUGUAUCCUUUAUUCUAAAGUGAACCUACUGUACGAAAUUCCACUGGUGUUAAGUUCCUUAGUGCUACUUUUUAUCUCACUUCCUGCACCUUACUAAGAGGCCAGAGCGUUGUGUUUCUUGGAGCCAAUAAUGCUUGGCAGUGAUGGGGCUUUGUUUUUUAACUCCAGUUAGGAUGUGUGAAGUUAUUUCCCAGUUAAAUGUAAUAGGGAAAGGACAUAAUUGCAUGCUACUUGUAUCUAAUGAGAAGUUAACUGUUGGUGGUUCAGUGUAAUGGCAGUCUUGUCUGGGAGUAGUCCUUUCUGACCAGUUUGAAUAUAUAUCCACUGGGCAAAACUGAUGGUUUUAUUCAAGGUGGAAAAGGGAAAUGUUAACGCAGCAUUGGAACAUGUUACUUCUGUUUAUCUUAUCCCAUAAAGGGUUAAAAGAGACAGUGCUGUGCAAAGGUGACUCAGCUGGAUGUGGCAUGUGAGAUGACAGUAGUUCCACUGGUUAGUACCCUUCCCUAGACAAAUGGGGCAGGGAAAGGAUACUUGGGGCAACUCAGUUUAAAUUGUUGCAUUGUGACCACUCAUCUGCUAUAGGCAGAUGAAUUGUACAGCCUAUGUUUUAGCAAUUACUCAGCAUUUUCUAUUUAAAACAAGUAUCUGUGAUUUGUGUUCACUCAUCAGACAAUAGAAAACAAAAAAUCACCUGAGUAUUAUCUAACAAGUGAAGUAUUAUUCAUAGUGAAGCUGCUGUGUAUUAAAGAAUAUAGUGCAUUGCAAAUUAAGACUGUUCUGUGAACUCACAACUAGAUCUUUGAUUUUACUAGAACUAAGUUACAAGUAGAUAUUCAGUAUUAUAAGUCCUAAUUAGGGAGAAGUAUGUUUAAAUCUAUGCAACAUAAAAGUAUGUUUAAAUCAGAUGCAACAUAAAAGUUGCAUCUGCUCAGUUUUAGAGACUUAUUUGUAGAUCAUUAAUAUUUUUCUUGCAUAGGUAUCUUUCUCAGCUGACUUACUGAAGAUUUUUAGGUUUGUACUUGCUAGAUAAAGAUCACUUGUGCUAGAUGGCGGUGGCAGCCAGUGGCCACAUGCCAGAAGUCAAGCAUUUUGCUCGUGAUUUUUGCCAAGUGGCUUUAGAGUCUCAUGAACUUGAUCCUUCUUGCAGGGGGAGUGAGUUGUCCCUUCAUUGCCCUGCUUCUUGGAAAACUAGAUUUAUUGAUGGAAUUCUGAGCACACAGUGUCUGCUGGGCUUCCUGCUGUUCCCUCAGGUAGCUGGGAAAGGAACGGGAAUGGUGGAGAAAAAGGAAGUCUUCCUAGAACAACCCCUAACAGCUCAGUUUAUUGCAGUUUUUAGCACACUUGUGUCCAGCUAGAGGUCAGUAACUGGCACACUGGCUUAUAGAGAAAUAGCAUCAUGGACAGUUCUGCCUGCCCCUUUCACUGCCCAACACUGAAACGCUGCUGGCUGUUCCUGAGCUACUGGGUUCCAGUUUCAGCAUGGUCAGGUUUCACCUGGGGUUACUCUGACAGUAAAAUGUAUUCUUUAGCUCUCCACUAUGUUCUCAAAAAAAAAACCCACCAAACUUUGCACAUUUUGUGUAAAUAUAUAAAAUAAUGCAAUCCUGCUGUUGCUGCUUCUUUUAUUGUCUUUAAACUGUCUUAUAUUUUUGAUCCUGCGGGGGGUGCGGGAGGAGGAUUUUUACCCAAAGUAACACUGCCCCUUUCCCCAGCAAAGACAGUGGUUCUAAGUAGGGAAAUACCUAAUCCAGGUGUCUAUGCCCUUCACUUCAGAACUUGCUAACACCUUCCUGCAAUCCUAUUAUGAGCUACCCCAGCGUAUUUAGUGGCAGGAGAGCAGAGUCCUUAAGUGGUCUGUAAGCCCUGCUGGGAGUCUGCUCCUCUACAGUAACCAAAUUGAGUCAAAGACAGGGGGUCCUGAGGCUGGAACACACACUUGUACCUGGCUCUGUUCCUAUUAGUGGGCAGAACAUCUAAAAAGCGUAGGUGUGCUCUGGAGAAACCAGAGGGAAGAUGAAGUUUGAUUCACUGCAGGAAAUGAGCUGGACACAUACUUCAGAAGUGCAGUUUUGAGCUGGGUCUAGAUGUCUCUGGUGCUGUGAGAAGUGUUGUGGCUGCCAGCCCUCUCGAGGAGAGCACCAGCCAGAACAGCAGAGCCUGGUUCUGAGCACCAAUGAGCUGCUUAUGCUGCUUUCUCCAAGUUAAAGCUGUGUAUCUUUGUAUCUGGGCAAGUUAUAGAAAUUAUUUGCCCUUACCUUUAAGAUGGAAUACCAGCUAACUAGAAAAGUGCCCAAAUGAGGGUGAGUUUGAGCUACCCCAGUUCUGA